ACGGUGUCGACAAUCGGUCGCGUUGCCGCAGUCUCACUCAUUGUUCUCAUAUUGUUGUCAAUGUUAUCAUGUUCCCUCGGGUGAUUCUGAAUGGGACAAUGAUCAAAAAAUCCCAGCAAAAGAGAAUAACAUCUCCAUGCAACUACAAAGAAAGAUUUUUUGUGCUGGACACACAGGAAUUGAAGUAUUCUGAGUGUCGCCCAGGAAAAAAACCUGUACUUAAAGGUUGCAUCAGGUUAUGCAGCAUUAAGUGCGUCGAAAUUGUGUUUACUGAUCGACGUAUACCAUGCUCCUUCAAGUACCCCUUUCAGGUUUUUCAUGACAACUAUUUCCUCUACAUUUUUGCCCCAGACAAUGAUUGUCGUCUGAGGUGGGUUCACGCUCUUAAAGAAGAGACAAAGAAUAACACAUUGGUUGAAAAAUACCACCCACAAUUUUGGAUGGGAGGAAAAUGGAGAUGUUGCCACCAGACAAAUAAACUGGCAAAGGGUUGUCAUGUAUAUGAUCCACUGGGUUAUGCCUCCAAAAAACCGCUUCCUGGAAUCCCAGAUGCAGAGGCAGAAUUGCAUGGUGCAUUGCAAAAGACAGUCAUUGCAUUGCAGAACUACACACCACUUAGAAACACAGAGUUGGCACUUCAGAAAGACAAGGUGUACAUGCUGGUUGACACCGUCCACCCUCACUGGUGGAAAGUGCAAGAUGAAAUGGGGAACACAGGUUUAGUUCCCAGCACACACGUAAUCGAAAAUUCAGGAAACAACUUUGAGAGAUUCGAAUGGUACAGCAAGAACAUGACCAGAGAAGAAGCCGAAGACAUAUUAAUCAAAGAGGCAAAGGAGGGUGCAUUCAUGGUUCGGAACUCAAGACAGACAGGUGUCUACACAGUGUCAGUCUUCACCAAAGCAUCUAGCUCUAAUGGGGAGAAAAAUCCAUGUGUGAAACAUUACCAAAUCCGACAGACGAAGACAGGAGAACCUACUUUUUACUUAGCAGAGAAGUACUUGUUCCACUCUAUUCCUGAGCUGAUCCACUAUCACCAACACAACGCUGCGGGUCUGAUAACACGUCUGAGACAUCCUGUCACUCAAGCAGGUGGCUGCUCCCAGGCAAUUGCUGGUCCGAUUCAAGAUGAGUGGGAGGUGGACCCUGAAGAACUGGACUUUGGUCUAGAAGUUGGCAGGGGACAGUUCGGAUUGGUGCUGCAAGGGAAAUGGAGGGAGAAGACGGUGGCGCUGAAAAUCAUUAAAAAAGAGUGCAUGUCAAAUGAAGAAUUUAAAGAAGAGGCAAUGAUCAUGAUGAGACUGUGCCACUCAAAGCUAGUCCAGCUCUAUGGUGUAUGCACCCAACAUUCUCCUAUGUGUUUGGUGUUGGAGUUCAUGGACAAUGGCUGUCUGUCAGACUACCUGCGAAACAAAAAGGGGGCUUUAUCCCAGGAAACAAUGUUGGAGAUGUGUUUGGAUGUCAGUGAAGGGAUGGCCUAUCUGGAAAUGUCUAACUUUAUCCACCGGGAUCUGGCUGCCAGGAAUUGCUUAGUUUCAAAGGAAUAUGUGGUGAAAUUGUCAGAUUUUGGCAUGACAAGAUAUGUGCUUGAUGAUCAGUACACAAGUUCCCUGUGUUCCAAGUUUCCCGUCAAGUGGUCAGCACCAGAGGUUAUCCGAUAUUGCAAGUUCAGCAGCAAGUCUGAUAUUUGGUCCUUUGGUGUUCUCAUGUGGGAAGUGUACACAGAGGGUCGCAUUCCUUAUGAGAACCGCACCAACGCUGAGGUGGUGGAGUCCCUUAAUGCUGGCAUGAAGCUGCUAAAACCCAAGUUGGCACCAGAGUCUGUUUAUAUGCUCAUGGAAUGGUGUUGGAAAGAGAAACCAGUGGAUCGUCCGUCCUUCGCUCUGUUGCUGCACGAGCUAUCCUCACUUUCAUACUUACAAAACUAAGAUAUUCAACUAAAUUGUUUUAGGGGCCAAAGUUCCAGAAAGCUAAGGACCUGGGGGGGGCCGGGCAUAUUUUUCAUAUUUUGUCUUUCUUGAAAACCAGUGUCCUCUCCAAAGGACUUUUAUUUGCUUGUGUCAGAGUGCUCUGCAUCUUAGACGAACUGGUAAAAAGCUAGACUAAAAUCAUGUAUGUAUGACAAGGCUCUACACUGUAAGAAAAAAGUCAGUAGAUAUGGUAAUGUCACAACAAGGGGGCCGUAGCUUACUGCAAUGGUUUGUUAUCCCGGGAUGCAAACGGACUAUUCCGGACAGGACUUGAAGGUAGGAACAUAUUUAUUCCCCAACUACCACUCAACGAAGCACAAACCAAAAAAACAACCCGAAGGCAAGCUUGCCUAGCGCACAUGGAAACUAAGGCAAAAACUUACGACAUGAAACAUUAAACUGAAGACAUAAAAACCGCACUAAACUGUGACAUGAAACAAAUAGCUUUAACUAUGGAAACGAGCAACAUGAACUGUGAUAUCACAUGAAAACAAGCAUGAAACUGUGGCAUGAAUAGAGCAAUGACGCCAGGACGACUAACUGGCAAAGACAGGCUUAAAUAAUAGUCUCUUAAUUAGAGCAGGUGCGUGUCCGAACACCAGCGGCAGGUGAAACUAAUGAGUCGCCAUGGUAACUAAACAAACAAGGGAGCGCAAACAGGAACGAAAAGAGUCCACAACUAACAGAAACUAACAAAAACAUAAUCCAGACUACAGAUCAUGACAGGUAAAAUACUAACAUUUUUCGAUUUUACUGUUAAAAUAUAAGUGCUAACAUUUUUCCAUUCACAGUAAUGCACUGUAAAAACAUAAUAGAUAUCGUGGUAAAAGAAAGCAAAAAAAUCUGGCAGAUCAGUUGCCAGAAUUUUACCAUAAUAACAACAGUGGUACAAUAACUCUGUGAAAAAAAAAAAAACCACUGUCAAUUUUGUGGUAAAAUUAUGGCGUGAGAGCUGCCAGUUUUGUUUUUAAUGUAUUGUUUUUAUUCCGACAUGUGAAAGGUGGUGGUGGUCAACCCAGCCAAGAUGGUUGUGGUACAGCAAUCAGCGUGCGAACUAACUGAGCACAAAAGAGGCUUAAAUCUACGAGCAAAAAUGCCAAAUGUGCAAUUGAAUCUAUCCUUAUACUUACUCAAAAUAAGAUUUGUCAAAUGAAAUCAAGGAUUAUACGUUGGUCGCCUUCCAAGACAUACUCAACUAUUGUGCUUCAGACCCCAUUUAACGCAACAAAACAGAUGGAAACUUGAAAAGCAUGGAGAUUUACAACUUUUUUGUGUGUGGUGAGGUCAAGGAAAUUGGUAUCAAGACUCUCCCGGAUAAAUACAAAUUGUUUUUGGUCGGGUAAGUCUGCAUAUCAGGAUUUAACUUGCGUCUACUGGAAUAUUUGUUGCUGUUGCAUGCGCCGUUUACGAGUAGCGUAUUUUUUCCUGUCUUUAUCAAAAUAUAACAAGAUAUCAACUUGGUGUAUGUGCUGAAAGAUAAAUUUAUGAUUGCUGUUUUUGGUAAAAAACCAACUCUUUUAGGUUUUGGUCUCAUUUGCUUUCUUUUAGAUUUGCCGAGUUGGUGCAUUGCAAAACCUGUGGUUAAAACAAAUAAUAUCAAAAUAAUACUUAAACUAGAAAUAAUAAACGUCAAAAGUAUAUCAAAUAAACUUCUAACAAAGUGAUCACUGCAAACUCAUGCAUUUUUCAACACUGCUACCUCGGACUGGAGUGUGAGCUGCAGGCUUUUCUUGUCGUCGUUUCGUAAAAUCCUGCACUCUUCCGCCCGAGGAAGAAAUGUUUAUCGUUUUCGCAAUUUGAAGGAUUCGUACAGCCGAAAGCAACGCAAGCAUAGAGCACUUUAUUGUUUGAGAAAGGCAAAAUGGCGCCUAGUACCCAUUGAGAACAGAGCUAGCUUGACCACCACACAUAUUGAAUUGGGCAGGACAAGAGCCGGACUUGACCUCAGUAAAAUCCAAGUAAUAAUCUACCAAAACAUUUUCUCAACAGUUUCUUUAGGUAUAUGCUGCAAAAAAUGUCCCUGGGUCAACUCGCGGGCCGGUUUGGUAUCAUUUUUUGGCACAGAUUUGGCCCUGUUUUACGACAAUAAUACUGAACAACAGAGCUAUAUUUAUUUAAUUUAUUGCAUCCCUGUUUUAUAUACUGUAUAUUAAUGUUUCAUGUAAUCACACCGACCUACCACCUCUGGAUGUUGCACUUUAUCUGUUCCACUGACCUAUAUAUAGUAACAUACUUUAAUAACUGUACACACAGACACUGCUGUGCGGUUACAUGGAGGUUUAUGUUCAGGUCAUCAAUAAAAAUUUCAAAUUGUUUAACAUA
This is a messenger RNA of Nerophis ophidion (straightnose pipefish), 4292 nucleotides long. RefSeq names its product IL2 inducible T cell kinase (gene itk). Gene Ontology annotation, biological process: peptidyl-tyrosine autophosphorylation; B cell receptor signaling pathway; intracellular signal transduction. The record is from RefSeq and is a predicted model, not a curated record. The transcript is spliced from 17 exons. The coding region runs from base 69 to 1928 and encodes 619 amino acids. Lineage: Eukaryota; Metazoa; Chordata; Actinopteri; Syngnathiformes; Syngnathidae. Gene Ontology annotation, molecular function: protein binding; non-membrane spanning protein tyrosine kinase activity; ATP binding.